This is a messenger RNA of Poecilia latipinna (sailfin molly), 1253 nucleotides long. RefSeq names its product synaptonemal complex protein 2-like. Bases 61 to 531 code for a protein of 156 amino acids. The transcript is spliced from 6 exons. Gene Ontology annotation, biological process: mitotic G1 phase; female meiotic nuclear division; male meiotic nuclear division. The record is from RefSeq and is a predicted model, not a curated record. Gene Ontology annotation, cellular component: lateral element; condensed chromosome, centromeric region. NCBI's taxonomy places the organism in Eukaryota, Metazoa, Chordata, Actinopteri, Cyprinodontiformes, Poeciliidae.
UUAGAAAGCAGUGACUACCUUUAAGAAUGGACUCUUCUCUGACUUGUCUUGAUCAACUGUAUGUCGUGUGAUAAAUGUUUUCAGGACCGUUGCAAGAUUAUGGAAAUCUACAACAAACAAUCUUCCAAAACUUUCCAGCAACACAUCUCCUCUAUUGGUAUCCAACUUAACAAAAAAAGAGCUCAGAGAGUUGAACAAAUUCAAAAGGUCCUUUUGGAGGAGAUCAAGAAGAUGGAGCUGGACAACAACAUGCUGCAAAACAUGGAGAAAGACAUCACCAUAUUCUGGAAAAAACAGAUGAUGACUUUCCAUGGUUACCAGAAGCAGGAAACCAAGAGAACUGAUACACUGAAGAAAACCUUACAAAGUAUCACUGGUCACAACUGGGAUUAUGAAGACGGGGUGUUCAAAUCAGAGAUGUGCCUGAUAAAAAAAGACAUGAAGUCGAUUCAGGACAGGCUUCUCAGUGAAAUGCACGAGGGAGAGAUCCAGAGUGUGAAGAGAGGACUACAUGCUUUGUUUUUCCCCUGAUGGAUCCAGGUUUGGAGGUGACCAAAGGUUACCCUACACUGUGAACCGAUGUGAUUGUCAACAUGUGAUGUUGUUUCUACUGUGCUAGUAUGCAAUGUUUUUACUCCAGAUUCUUUUGUUUUGUGUGGAUGCAUCCAGUUGUUUGAGAGCUGGACUUGUUCCUAAUAUGCAUUGUGUUUCGUUAGAGAUGUUUCUAAAUUUCAGAAGAAUGUUCUUUACUAUCCAGUGAGAGCUAAAGAAAGUCCCCUUGGUGUUGGUGCAAACAGGGCAUUAGCCUCUGCAUGGCUUUAAUAUUUUUAAAACACUGUAUUUAUGUUUUAGUGAAAGAUGUUUAAGUAAUAAAAAACAUAAUCCUAAAUGUAUUUAAUUGUUUUUAAACCUCUUGUUAAAGCCAUUCUUAAUUGGAAAUAAAAUCGUUUGAGAAAUUAAUACACUGCCCGUUCUUAAAAAACAUGUAUUUUGAAGACAGUUUUGAAGUAGUGCUUACAAAGGUAUUUCUCUUUUCAGUGAAGACACUAUCAGUCCCGUUCUGAUUGACAUACUGUAUGUACAGUCAAUAUCAAAUUCCUCCCCGACGCAUUCUCACCCGACUUCACAGUCUGUACACAGUCCAAGUGACACAUUAUUCAUCAGUUAAGAAAAGGUGGUCACAUGCACUACUUCUUCCCACUACAUGGAUUCACACCGAUUUGUCAAAGUAGUCCUUGAAUUAGUACAAAAAA